This is a messenger RNA of Theobroma umbraticum, 958 nucleotides long. RefSeq names its product high mobility group B protein 7-like. NCBI's taxonomy places the organism in Eukaryota, Viridiplantae, Streptophyta, Magnoliopsida, Malvales, Malvaceae. Gene Ontology annotation, cellular component: nucleus. Gene Ontology annotation, biological process: polar nucleus fusion. The record is from RefSeq and is a predicted model, not a curated record. Gene Ontology annotation, molecular function: DNA binding.
AUGGCAGGAGGAUCCAAGUCAAAUCCACCGAAGCCAAGGAAGAGAGUGGACGCUGCUUCAACCGCUGCCCCUGCCUCCUCUCUCGUCCGCGCCAAAGAUGGCAGUGCUUUUGCCAAAUGUGAAGAGUGUAACAAAACUGUACCAGUGGCUCUUAUUAGUAUGCAUAGCUGUAGCCUUGAUGCCAAGAUCAAAAUGAAUUUGGAGGCUCAAGUCAUUGAGAAGCCUGCUGAAGUUAAGAAGAAACCUGCAGAAAGGAAGAAGCCAGCAUCAACAGAAUCAAAUCCAAAAAAACCGAAGAAGUUGAAGAAGGGCAAGGAUCCCAAUGCCCCCAAACGUCCUCCUACUGCCUUCUUCUUGUUCAUGGAUGACUUCAGAAAAUCUUAUAAGGAAGCUAAUCCAGAUGCAAAGGGCGUUACAGGGGUUGCAAAGGAAGGUGGUGACAAAUGGAAGUCCAUGUCAGAAGAAGAAAAGAAGCCUUAUAUUGAUAAAGCUGCUGAGCUUAAAGCGGAGUAUGAGAAGGCAUUGGAGGAGGUUAACGAUGCUGACAAUGAAAAUGAGGAUGGGGAAGGAGGUCCAGAGAAGGACACGGCUGCUGCUGAAAAGGAAGCAGAAGAAGUAUUAGAUGAUUAUUAAUUGGUGGCAUAAUUUAUUCCCAAAAAUUUCUUGUUCAUAUUUUGGUGGGGGUGUUGUAAAUUUUUGAAUCUUCUUUUUGAGGCGAUGAAUUCUAGUAGGUGUCUGCAUGCGUUGGGAAUCAUCAUGCUUCCUAUCUUUUCUAAUCAUGUUGUAUUGUCUUGUUCCACAUGUGAAGGCUGAGGCAGGUUCUUUAAAGUAAAGUUCAUGACUUAGCAGUAGUAAUGAUAACAAAAAUUGAUCUUUAGAGGUGGUCCUUAAAUUUUCUUGUGCCUACAUUUCUGAAGACAAGUUUUUUCUGAGUACUGAAUUUGUCUCCAUGUAAUGG